CUUCUUCGCUGUGGUUGAAAGUUUUAAACUUUACGUCAGGAAGGAGAAAGAGAGAAGAGCUAUGUCUCAGACUGUGGUUCUAAAGGUGGCUAUGCCAUGUGAGGGAUGCGUUGGAGCUGUGAAAAGAGUCUUGGGCAAAAUGCAAGGAGUGGAGUCAUUUGAUGUGGAUCUGAAAGAACAGAAGGUGACGGUGAAAGGCAACGUGGAGCCAGAAGCUGUUCUUCAGACAGUUUCAAAGACGGGAAAGAAAACUAGUUUCUGGGGAGCCGAGGCUGAAGCCUCAGAAGAGGCCAAGGCCUAACCUAAAGGGGGAAGAAGCAAGAAGUCUUGACUCUGUUUUAACAGAGCAAAAUAUAAAUCAUAUGUAACAAAAAGUCAAUAAAAACCCCUUUCGUUUUCAAAGAAGAAAAUGCUCGGUCUUGUUGUAAUCAUCAUCUCGUGUGUUUCUCACAUCUCAAAGUUGUCUCAAGGCUCAAAGCUA
This is a messenger RNA of Eutrema salsugineum, 481 nucleotides long. RefSeq names its product copper transport protein ATX1. The record is from RefSeq and is a predicted model, not a curated record. NCBI's taxonomy places the organism in Eukaryota, Viridiplantae, Streptophyta, Magnoliopsida, Brassicales, Brassicaceae. The coding region runs from base 62 to 301 and encodes 79 amino acids. The transcript has 3 exons. Gene Ontology annotation, molecular function: metal ion binding.